AUGAGUCAAAGCGCGUGGGAGAGUGAAAAAUAUAAACUUACUCCAAAUCCCCCCGCCGACUAUUCUAUAGUAAGAGAAAUAGGAAGAGGAACGUACGGUAUCGUGUUUCUUGGCGCAAUUAAACAGAACUAUAAAUGUGUGAUAAAGGUGUACACAUUACUGGACGUAGAGUUGGUCAAAAGAGAAUGUUUCUUUCUUAAGCAGGCGGAGCACCGGAAUGUCGUGAAACUUCUCGAUGUUGUGCAAACACCAUACAACGCAUUAAUUCUCGAAUUCUGCAACUCAACACCUUUCGAUGAAGUAGUUAAGAGCUUGACUCCUCAACUCGUCUCAAACUACAUUUUUCAACUCAUGAACGCCAUCGCCUAUUUACACAGUAAACAGAUAAUGCAUCGAGACAUCAAACCCACAAAUAUACUAUUCAAUAAUAAUAAAAGAACCAUUAAGUUAAUAGAUUUUGGACUAGCCGAUUUCUAUGUUGUUGGGUUGAAGUACACGACUCGUGUUGGGUCGCUUUAUUAUAAACCUCCAGAGAUAUUAUUGGGCAUAAGUGAGUAUACACCAGCAAUCGAUGUCUGGGCAGCAGGAUGCGUUUUAGCACAAAUGAUAAUUCGACCCAAACCCCUGUUUACAGGCUCGUGCGAGGAAGACAUUUUAAUAGAAAUUGUGAAGGUUUUAGGAACGCCUGUAAUUGUCGACUUUCAAAGGAAAGAGAAGGUAAAAAUAGAAAGAAGACUCGCUUUUAAAAUCGCGGGAAGACAGAAAAUUGAUUUUGAGGAGAUUACUACAAAAGGUUUUGCGAAACACAAAACAAGUGGGUUGGUCAGCUUGUUGAACGAAUUACUUGAAUUUAAUUACAAAAGGAGAAUAUCAGCAGACCAAAUCAUCAAGAACCAUACAAUGUAUUUUUUUUAA
Messenger RNA from Entamoeba invadens IP1, 915 nucleotides. Its product is annotated as casein kinase II subunit alpha, putative. Lineage: Eukaryota; Evosea; Mastigamoebida; Endamoebidae. Gene Ontology annotation, biological process: protein phosphorylation. Gene Ontology annotation, cellular component: nucleus; cytosol; protein kinase CK2 complex. The coding region runs from base 1 to 915 and encodes 304 amino acids. Gene Ontology annotation, molecular function: ATP binding; protein serine/threonine kinase activity. The transcript has a single exon. The record is from RefSeq and is a predicted model, not a curated record.